Owenia fusiformis is the source of this 2751-nucleotide messenger RNA. The record is from the annotation of a GenBank genome assembly. Lineage: Eukaryota; Metazoa; Annelida; Polychaeta; Sabellida; Oweniidae.
AAGACGUAUAGAACUACUUCUUUGAUUCUUAUAGGGAUAUGGAAAUAUCAAAAACGUUUAAUUUAUUUUUGACGAUAUUGGGCGUCCUGCAUAUGAGUUAUGCGGGAAAGAGGUCGCUGAUCAAUAUUAACAACGACAACGGUUACCAAGACGUUCUCAUUGCAAUUCAUCCCGACGUGGCAGAAAAUAGCGAUAUUGUUGCCCAACUAAAGGCAAUCUACAUCAAUGCAUCAUCUUACCUCUACACCGCCACGAGGCAGCGUUCCUACUUCCGCAAUGUCUCCAUCCUGAUCCCGCCCACCUGGGUAGACAAGCCAGAGUAUGAAGACGCCAUCCUUGAGACACUGGAUCGAGCUGACUACCGCGUAGAUCUUCCAAACCCUCUAUGGGGCAACAACCCAUACUCCAAGCAGACUGGACAGUGUGGGGAGCCAGCUGAGUAUUCGCACUUGACGCCAGAUUAUGUACUGGACACUGAUGGAGACCGGGUUUGGCGUUGGGGAGAUCCAGGUCGUGUUGUUGUCCACGAGUUUGGUCACGUGAGAUACGGAGUGUUUGAUGAGUACGGCAAUGACAAUGCAGGAGAACACCCAUUCUGGUACCUGAACUCAAGAGGACGACCUGAACCCACUGGUUGCUCAGCAGAAAUUAAAGGCACCCCGAUGCACAGGGUAACAUUUGGAAGGUGUGGCCGAGACAGGGCUACUGGUUUACCAGAAGACGAUUGCCGUUUCUUCCCAGACCUCACCGAUGCCCAACCUGCAAUAUCAUCCGUCAUGAACAUGCAGUUCUUGAACCCCGUUCAUCAUUUCUGUGAGACCAACGCUUCCAGUAACGCAUCUCUACAGCACAAUAAAUUUGCUCCAAAUAAACAAAACAAGAUGUGCAACGAACAGGGAACAUGGGACGUCAUUUUACAGCAUGAAGAUUUUCAGCCCGGCAAUAAUGAACCACGUGACAUUUCGGAUGUAACUCCUAACAUCCGGGUGCUUUACCGCAGAUAUAAAGGAGUAGGGGGUGGAGAAAUUGGAAGCAGCAAGCCUGCGUGUAAACGCAUCGCUCUUGUGUUUGAUGUAUCGGGGAGUAUGGGUUUCAAAAACCCAUCAGGAACAAGUACCAGAAUGAGUAUAUUUCGCCAAGCUGCAUACAAGUUUAUUCAGACUGGAUUACCUAGUGGUACGGAAAUGGGUUUGGCAACUUUCUCGACGACUGGUUCCAUUGCACAGGAUAUGAUGUUCAUCAACAACCAAACUGACAGAGAUUACUUUACAUCGAAGAUUCCCUCUACCCCAAAUGGUUGGACUGCAAUAGGACAAGGUCUUGAGCGAGGAAUGGAGCUCUUGGAAUCUGGGGAUACAUCUGAUGCAAUGAUUAUCCUCAUGACUGAUGGAGAAGAAAACCGCGAACCAUUUGUUAAAGAUUUGUUAGAUAAAGGGCGCUUCAACAAAGAUAUACCGAUAUUUGCAAUUGCCUACAGCGAUGCUGCUGAUGUUGUAUUGGACAGACUAACACAGGAAACUGGUGGUAUGUUGUUCUAUUACUCUCAAAGUGAUAACUCGACAGCUUUGGACGACGCCUUCACCAGAGCGGCGGUUGCCGCUACAUCUUGUGCCGCCUCUGAUAAACCAAUUGAGAUCCAAAGUUGCAAGAUUCUGGUGACCGAUGGAAUGGACCCCAUUGUAAAGGAAAUACCAAUUGAUGGUUCAGUUGGUGACAGAACAAGCUUUCAUUUUUCCUACUUUGUGAAAUCGUCAGUAGAGGUUACUCUAACGAGUCCAAGUGGUGUUGUAUACGACAAGAACAGCGCGGAGUACAACGACGACAGCAACUUCAAAAUCAUAACAUACACUAUCCCAAAAUCUGAGGCUGGAAUUUGGCUGUACAACGUUACCCGUUUACUACCCGAGGCAUAUAUCAUUGGUGUGAAUGCAAAGUCCCACUCUGCUCCUGGUACAGUUCCAGUUACAGCGACUGCUUGGAUGAACAACGUCAAGUUAACAUUCCCCCAGACUGCUAUCAUAUAUGCCGAAGUUAACCAAGGUUAUAACCCUGUAGUUCAUGCAAAAGUUGUUGCAACGGUUGAGAGGCCAGAGGGAGAUUCCGUGGAUGUUGAGCUAUUCGAUGCUGGCAUUGGUGCUGAUACGUCCGCCAACGAUGGUGUAUACUCAGCAUACUUUACCCAGUUUACAAAAGAUGGAAGAUACUCUCUGUCCAUCCUGGUAACAGACCCUCUUGGAACUGCAGCAAUCAAGACUGCGGGUAGCUCAGGAAGUGGAGCAUAUAACUUGAGACAGGAUAAUAUUGAAACUGUCGAAGAGCCCAUACCAUAUUUACAAAGGCAGAGCUCUGCUGGAGCCGUUGGUGUCGAUAAACUUCCAUCUGCUGCUGGUACGGAAGACAUUGACCUUUUCCCGCCAAACAAGGUCACUGAUUUGAAAAUGACCGACUUCUCAGAACAGAACGAGACCGUCACAUUGGAAUGGACGGCACCGGGAGAUGACCUUAAUUUCGGAACAGUUGCGAGAUUUGAAGUGUAUAUGCACGAUGAUUUCGAAUUAUUAUUGGAUGAUCAAUCAGAGGCUUUUAUUGUGAACGAAUUCUAUCUCCUCGAAGGAGAUCUUGUUCCUCAGCCCGCAAACUCCAGACACAGGAUCGUUAUUAAACUCCCUAGAUCUGGCAAAGACAUCGUGUUUGCAUUUGUGAUGAGAAGUUGGGACGACGCUGGCAAAGCGAGUCCUUACUCCAAUGUUG